Messenger RNA from Pogonomyrmex barbatus (red harvester ant), 963 nucleotides. RefSeq lists its product as uncharacterized. The record is from RefSeq and is a predicted model, not a curated record. NCBI's taxonomy places the organism in Eukaryota, Metazoa, Arthropoda, Insecta, Hymenoptera, Formicidae.
AUGGCGAGCGACAUUUUAAGUAUCGGAGGUGCCCCGAUCUUUGACAAUCGUAUCGUGAGAAUAGAAACCCACACUUACAAUCCGUACGCUAACACCACGUUCGGAUACAGCGACGAGAUACGAAUACCUAUACAACAACAGGAUCUUUAUGAGAGAGAUAGAGCUUUACAGAACACCGGAUGGGAAAUACCGCCUGUAGCGUUGGACGAUUUCAACUUUUGCGUGCCUCUCAACGUACUCCUCGGUUUCUGCGAGGAUUACAAACGCAUAGUGAUAAACGCGCGACACGAACUCAUUCUGAUACGCGCUUGCAACGAUAACAAUUGCGUCGUGGCGCAUUCAGAUCAGAGACCGAAGAUCACGUUGUUGAGAAUACAGUGGCGAAUGCCACACGUGAUACUGAAUGACGUUAAUAAACUGUCGCUUCUGCGAACGUUGGACAGCAGACGUUAUUUGAGCAUAGGUUUUCGUUCGUGGGAUCUGUACGAAUUUUCACUGUUGCAAAGUACGACCAAGCAUUCGUGGGUGGUAAAAGCGGCAACGCAAUUGGAGAAAUCGCGAUACGUGAUCUUCGCGCUACAGACCGGAAGGAAAAACAUACCGUCGGAAGACGUUUCUAAAUUCGACGAUUGCAAAUUGACUAAUGUAAAACUCUAUUUGAAUUCCGAGUUCUAUCCCUACGACGAUAUGAAUCUAGAUUUCGAGCAUAACAAAUUCGCAAUGCUGUACGAUAUGUAUCUGAAAUUUCGAAAGACGUAUUACGGGUGCGAGACUUGCGAACCGUUUAUGACUGUCACUAGAUUUCUGCAAUACGGUCCGCUCGUGGUCAUCGAUUGCUCCCUCCAGAACAAAUCGAUCAAGAGCGCCACCGUCGACGUUCGCAUAGAAUUCGAAUGCAAAGAAAACGUUCCAGCUAACACAACGGCUUAUUGUCUCAUCAUUCACGAUAGAGUUAGAAUAUAA